CUCGCCGGUGUUCGUUGCAGACUCAGGUCCUCUAGUUCUUCAACUCCUAUGCUGCGUGCUCAACAGCAGUUCAAUUCUGAAGCUUUUCUUCAAAGCCCUAGCUGGUGUACUAUACUCAGUUCACCAUGAGUGGCUCCUCACCGUCAGCAUCUUACAUCAGAAUGGUUCACCAUCUGAUAGAGAAGUGCAUCUGCUUCAACCUGAACAAGGAAGAGUGCAUGGAAUCCCUGGAGAAGCAUGCCAACAUCAACCCUGUCAUCACCUCCACUGUGUGGAAGGAGCUGGAGAAGGAGAACAAGGAAUUCUUCGAGACCUACAACAAGGACCGCGAGGAGCGGAGCAUCGAGGCCGAGACGAUGCAGCGGAUCCAGAAGAUGCUCGCGGAGGCGGCUGCCUCCAAGAGCUCCGACGACGACGAGGGCUAGAUAGCCAGCUAGAGCCGUAGAUCAGCCCAUUCAUGGCCUCGUAGCUAGCAUGUACAUCAGCUCUUCCAUUGGCUCCAUGACGCAGAGUCUAGCUUGCACCCCAUCUUUAGACCAUAUAUGCGCGCGCAAUAAGCAUAUAUUACUAUCCGGCAAGCAUAAUUACUACCAAUAAUUCCGCUACUGCAAGAACCAUGCAUGCAUGGGUUGUAAGUACUAUUAGGACGUUCAAUUUAUGUGUGUAUAUAUAUAUGCAUGUUCAUAGAUGCA
Molecule: messenger RNA, 692 nt
Organism: Phragmites australis (common reed)
Lineage: Eukaryota; Viridiplantae; Streptophyta; Magnoliopsida; Poales; Poaceae
Exons: 3
Coding region: 126-425 (99 amino acids)
Source: RefSeq, a predicted model, not a curated record